AUGACAACCAUCGCCUUUGUCACCUUGAUGUUCUUGCCCAUCUCAACCAUCGCGACAAUCUUCGGCAGCCAGUCUUUUAGUAUCAGCAGCACUGUGUCCGCCGAGGUCACCGUCGCACGGAAUAUCUGGAUCUUCUGGGCGAUAUCUGUGCCUCUCACCAUGCUGGCCAUUGCUCUGUGGUAUGCCCUGAUACGAAGGCGUUAUCUGUGA
Penicilliopsis zonata CBS 506.65 is the source of this 210-nucleotide messenger RNA. RefSeq lists its product as hypothetical. The record is from RefSeq and is a predicted model, not a curated record. NCBI's taxonomy places the organism in Eukaryota, Fungi, Ascomycota, Eurotiomycetes, Eurotiales, Aspergillaceae. The coding region runs from base 1 to 210 and encodes 69 amino acids. The transcript is spliced from 2 exons.